Molecule: messenger RNA, 1068 nt
Organism: Arachis duranensis
Lineage: Eukaryota; Viridiplantae; Streptophyta; Magnoliopsida; Fabales; Fabaceae
Exons: 2
Coding region: 1-1068 (355 amino acids)
Source: RefSeq, a predicted model, not a curated record
AUGGAGGGCACUGCAAACUUGGUGGUGUAUAGCAACGGUGAGAUAAUACAUAAUACUCAUGAGGGAGUGAGGUUUGUGUCUCAGAAUCCGUUUUCAUUUGUAGUUCCAUGCACGAUGACGUUAAUGGAGCUGCAGAACAGCCUCUGUAAAAGCAUGGAGAACAGUACGUUAAUAAGAGUGAGCAGAAUUUUGUACCGAAAUCCGAUUGUAAUUUUCGAUGGUCUAAUACAGUUUGAUGUCAUGCCGAUCACUGAUGAAACGAGUAUGCAGAACAUGUUUCAAAUUCACCGGCAAACUCAGAUGCGACACCCACAGUUUGAGGUGUACGUUGAGUAUGAAACUGUAGAGGCAGUGGCGGUUCAGAAUGAUAUAGAUAUACAUGAUGAUAGAGGUGUAGUGUACGAAGGAAUGAAUAGUGACAGCGAAGAGGACUUCGAAGCCACUUAUAAGGCCGGCGACGAAGAUGAGGAUGGUGAUGUGGUAGUUGAGGUAGCAGCAGAGAAUGUAGUGGUUCGUCCGCCGAGCAGUCAACCGAUGGACGUUCCACCUUUUAUGCGUGAGUUGGAUCUCGAGGCCAUGCAUGCCCCCGAGUUUCCGGAAUAUACAAACAUAGGCGUUGCCGAUGCUGAGGACGGGGAGUUCCGGAUUGGAAUGGAAUACAGUUCUAGAAAGUCGGUCGUCGCAGCGAUUAGAAGUUUCACUAUUGCUAGAGGAGUUGACUAUGAGGUGUAUGAGUCUGAGCCACAGACGUUCUAUGCAAAAUGCAAGAUGUACGGGCGUGGAUGUGACUGGCUUAUCCGAGCUAGCUUGAUACGAAAAAAAGGUUGUUGGGAGAUACGAAGCUACAACGGUAGGCACACGUGCACGAUCGGAACGAUUUCACAAGAUCAUUCCAAGUUGGACUCAGAUACAGUUACCGAUGCUAUAAGGCCAUUGGUCGAGACGGACCCGUCCAUCAAGGUGAAAUCUAUAAUUGCGGAAGUCCAGUCAAGGUUCAACUAUACCAUCAGUUAUCGAAAGGCUUGGUUGGCAAAGCAGAAGUCCAUAGCCAACGUUUUCGAUGGUUGA